Messenger RNA from Symbiodinium pilosum, 312 nucleotides. The record is from the annotation of a GenBank genome assembly. NCBI's taxonomy places the organism in Eukaryota, Dinophyceae, Suessiales, Symbiodiniaceae.
AUGGUGACUGCUAAAAGCAAGCGCAAGGACCUCGAAGUUCCAGACUUUGUGCGAGAUGAAUGGGCCAACGGUAACCGCUCGGCCAUGGCCAAGAUUCUUCAAGACGUGAACUGGAACAAGGAGAAGUUCGUUGCCCAGGUCGAGGUCACCAUCAAGUCAAAGCACCUGGUGAAGCUAGUAGUGGAAGAAGGUUGGUAUUCCCGCGAGGAAAUGAUUACGGAUUUGAAAUGGAGCGAGACUCUUGCCUUACCUUAUGUACGGUGGUUGGUGCCUGUAAACAAGCGCAUGUACGUUGAAGCUAUGAAUACUUAA